Messenger RNA from Spirometra erinaceieuropaei, 4530 nucleotides. The record is from the annotation of a GenBank genome assembly. NCBI's taxonomy places the organism in Eukaryota, Metazoa, Platyhelminthes, Cestoda, Diphyllobothriidea, Diphyllobothriidae.
AUGCUAGCAGUUUAUGAGCUCCUAACGGAUCCCACCUUCAAGGCCCAGCAGCAGUCGAGCGAUCGAUUACUCGAUCGGGACUUCGCUGGUUGUUUUGCCGUUUAUCCUCCACCAAGAAGUUCUGAGGUGGAAGAAAAGGUUUGCGACUGGGCAAAGAUUACACGUGUUCUUCGGCCGACAAGUACGCUGGCGGUUACGAAUAAACCGUAAUCGGUCCCCGCAAAAAGGAGGGCGUAUUUUAUGGCCAAGAUGCGCCGAUAAACCGAUUAUUUUUCGGCCUGCGCUUGGUCUAUCAUACCCAGUGAAUAACAUCUUCGUAAUCAAUAGGAUGACCAGGCGUACAGUAGGUAGGCUAACACAUCAAAUGUUAACCGAAAUUCCGAAGUGCGUUUUCGUUUCAAAAAGAUUACUAAAGUAGGGUUUUAAAAUUAAUCAUCAUGCAGCAUAAUUCUAAAAUAAUACAUUGACAUCGAUAUGCCGGCUUUCGAAGUAACUUCUUUCUGGCUUCAUGCAAAAACUAUACUUUGUAAGAAAUGGCUACUAUAUAACUAUGCCUACUAUAUAACAUGGAAAGAUGGCCAAAGGCGACAUCGCUCCCUCCUCGUCUAUGUCAUCCGGUUCCAGGAGGUAAAUGGCUUAACAAAGAUAAAGAAUGAAACUGUAUCGCCUGACUGAUAAGAAGGUCACCUGAGAUCAGUUCACGCUCGUAGUCACUGGGCCACCAGCAUGGCUGAAUUGUUAUUUCGGCGAAAGACCGACACCCUAAAGUUGGACCUCAUGUAUGUGCUAGGCUCCACGCACAGCGAUCGACCGCGCUUGCGACCACUGAUGUUGAGGGGAACGAAUUACUGCACUAAUAACAGUCAGACAACUCCGACGAAACAGGUUCUGCAAUCGCAUUCCCAUUCGUCAACCUUCCUCCUUUUUGAUACUGUUUUACAUCAAGCCCUGUAGACUCGUAACUGCGUUUUCACUCACAACAAAUCAUUUUUUCAGUAGUAUGAGGGACAGGAAUUGAUCAGACUAACCUAUUGCUACCCCUUCCAAAUGGGACAAUUUUUGAGCUUGCCACAUUUGCUCAUGAUCGAGAUGCUGUACGUCUGUGUUAGUCCUUAACCAGUGUCUUAAUAUAUGCAUGUGGCAAUUGUAGGCGGCGACUUUCACGCCAUGCCCGGCCCUACGCCCGCCGUCAACCCCAGUCGGCAAGAAUGCUCUAACAGACAACAUGCACAGAGAAGGGGGAAGACAGAGAGUGCGACCAGUUGCCUCGUGCGUUUAGGUGUAGAAGUAUUGCUUUUCUAGAAAACCAGAGCAGAAUAAGAGGGCAGUAAGAUGUAGGAGGAGGAAUGCGUGAGUCAAGGAAACGCCAAACCAACGGAUGAGUAAAGGAGGAGAGGACUGCAUGUCGAUACUAGUACAUCGUCCUGCAACUCCCAUGUUAAGACGGUUCAACGUGCAGAGACUAGGAAAUACUGCCUAGUGGGUCUUAUUAAGGAUUUCGAAGAUGAUGGGAUACCGAUUACCCAUCCACCACUUACACCAAUGGCUAUUAACCACUGUUACACUGGUUUUCGUUCAUCCUCAAGAAUUCCCGAAUACCACAGUCUCCAGGACUUACCUCUUUUCUUCACUUUAGCUGAAAGCUGGACUAGCAGGAAAGUGCGCAGUUGGUGGUGCAACAUUUCUGUCUGUAUACUGAACGCGAUCGAGUCUAUUCCCCGACGUUACUUACGUGAAUUUAUUAAUUAUCGUUAAUGCGCUUGCAGACAUUCGCCUUCUUACGCGCAGUGGAGGCAUUUGAAUUAUACCCUUCCUUUUAGUAUGAAAAAUGAAUACGACAUAAUUCUUUACCAAAUGAGUAAAAUAAGGGAUUUUUAUGCAUGUUUUCCAUGAAAUAGAUUGGAAUUUAUAAUGGCAUCAAAAACUAUGGGAAAACUCGUUUUUUAGAGCGUAUGGUUUUUGGAGGCGGACGGAAACAAUUUCUUUUAAAAUCUGACAUCCUCAAGUGACUGAAUUAUCUUGGGAUUAUGCUGAAUGGUGAUUAAUAUUACAAUCAUGCCUAGGUAAUCUUUUCGAGUCGAAAACGUAGUUCAGACUAUCGGCCAGCAUUUCCUGAAUUAGCACAUCUACUGCACAUAAAGAUCAGCAAAUAAGAAGCAAUAUGGUAAAAUAUAACUCAAUUUUCUGCUAAUACAUUUGCUAGAGAAGGGUGUACUGUAGGAAUUUUGCAGGACGAAACUUUCAAACUGUACCGAUGCGCCGUCACCAAUGGAGGCGUACGUCAAACCUUUACCUUCAACAGCAACAAAUGCACUUCACGCAAAGCAACAGUUAAUAAUGUCUUGGUGCUUUCUCGAGAGAGCGUGGCUAGGAGGAAUACUCAUUCGUUAAGGUUAUUUUUAAUUUGAGCUUGCAUGCGUCUGCCCACACUAUUUGACUAACGGAGCUUCUGAAGGGAACCGACGUCUGUUGGGAUAGCAGCAGGACGCGUAGACGAUUUUAAAAACUAUCUCCUUACAGAGACGACGUAAGUCAUGAAACAUUUACUGAGAUCCUGAAAUGUGAUUAUGGGCAGAAAAGGUCAUCUAGGGGUGCUUAUGACCCUGAUUAUGAUUCGUCAUUGUCCUGAAACAUUUCAGUCACGCAAGGAGGCCGACUCUUAAAUGCGCGUCCUAAAGGCCACCUAGGAAAUCAGACAGGAUAAAACAGCACCUACUUAAGCAUUGCGAGUAUCCCCAUUGUUUUGCGAUGCACCACCUCGCCACCUGUCAUUCUCUGUCGCUGCAGAUCGGGUAUUUAUUCAACCAGGAGUGGGCGCACACCGAUCUAUUGGCUUCACGAAGCAAACAAGCUCCGUAUGGGUGGCAAAGGUCACGAAUAGGCAAUCAGUUACGAGGCCGAAGUCGGCCAAGUCAUAAUAGCAGCAAGGAGGGACGACAGAGAAUGCGGGUAGAUGGAUACAGUAGUAUUUCGGGCUUAUUGUGCCUUCAUUCAGCCAAUUGUAACCCUGACCACCAGCAGCUGGGACCAGAAACACAAACAUGCUCACAGACGCACCUGGCGCAUUUGAUCCACCACUGGGGUGUACCAGAUGAGAUCAUAAGCACUUCAUCGAACCGAAUUUCAUCAGUGCCCUGUCGCCUGCCAGGUGGUCAGGAUUAUGAUUGGCUGAAUGAAGGCACAGUAAGCCCAAAACAGUACUGUAUCCAUCUACCCGCUUUCUAUGUCGUCCCUCCUCGCUGCUAUUAUGACUUGGCCGACUUCGGCCUGGUAACUGAUUGCCUAUUCGUGACCUUCGCCACCCAUACGGAGCUUGUUUGCUUUGUGAAGCCAAUAAAUCGGUGCGCGCCCAUUCCUGAUUGAUAAAUACCCGAUCUGCAGCGACAGAGGAUGACAGGUGGCGAGGCACUGAUGAAUUUCGGUUCGAUGAAGUGCUUAUGACCCAUCUGGUAGACCCCAGUGGUGGAUCAACUGCGCCAGGUGCGUCUGUGCGCAUGUUUGUGUUUCUGGUCCCAGCUGCUGGUGGUCAGGGUUAUGAUUGGCUGAAUGGAGGCACAACAAGCCCGAAACAGUGCUGUAUCAAUCUACCCCCAGACUCUGUCGUCUCCCCGCUGCUAUCAUAGCUUGGCCGACUUCGGCCUGGUAGGUGGUUGCCUGUUCGUGACCCCUAUCGCCCAUACGAAGCUUGUUUGCUUCGGGAAGCCAAUGGACCGGUGUGCGCCUGAAACAGGGCUUGAAUCUCCGACUUUUGCGGCCUAGGUUGGGGUUAGGUGUAGUUAAUUAUAGCCGAUAAGUCAGGAUUGCUCCUUCCGGUAGCAUAGCGACUGAAUCCUAUGAAUACUGCAACCCCUUGUGCAUGAACCACCCAUAUCUGCUUUUGUCUCUGAUGUGUUCGAGCACGGAUCCGAAACGUCAAGCAAAGAAAGUCCUUGUCCCAGUGAUCGUGUCUCCUUCUUCACGACAACAAUAAGUCAGAAUCGUUCUUUCUGGUCACCUCUGUCUUUACUAACAUCGGUUCAGGAUCAUAGUUACCGUCAUUUUCAUUCAUCCUGAAGGGCGAGGUAGUAAGCAGCCUUUUCAAAAAACGCGAGUAAACUGCAUCCUUCAGUUUGAAAGACGGUAACGAAGUACAGGUUUCGUUUCCUGUUCUGUUUUAGAUGCGUGCGAUAUAAAAAUAGUUCUGUUUUUGAGCAAGGGUAGAAUCUGCCCUAUGCCUAGUGCAUGAUUUUAACUUACAGCAAGACUUUUACAACACCGCAAACAGGAAGGACUUGGUUCUUUCUUAAACCAAAAAAACUGACGGUCUUAUUUUGCAGUUCUUUAGGCAACAACAGAGUUUCCCCUUUUGUAUGCCCAAGUGCACACGCGUUGCUAAAAGUUGCAACUUCCCGUCCUACUGCAGACAUGCUUUGUCAAGGCUACAAAGAGAAGGAAGAGGAGAAGGAGAAGAAGAAGAAGAAGAAGGAGGAGGAGGAGGAGGAGGAGGAGGAGGAGGAGAAGGAGGAGGAAGAGGAAGAGGAAGAGAGCUAA